GUAGCGGAGGAGGAGCUGCACUUGCUCGGAAAGCAGUUUACACACACGCGCGCGCACGCACACACGCGCAAUCUGGUGAAGGAGCUCUCCCACAGCAGCAAGGAUGAGGGGUGUAUUCUCAGUAACGAUCAUGCUGCUCAUGACUUUGACCAUUGCUGUGGAAGCCAUAAAGACAAAAGACAAAGGGAAGGACAUGAAAGUAGAGAGUGACUGCUCUGACUGGCUAUAUGGGAGAUGUGUGCCCAACAACGGAGACUGUGGCGUAGGUGUUCGUGAGGCCACCUGCAAUGAGCUCACCAGGAAACACAAGUGUAAAGUGCCAUGCAACUGGAAGAAAGACUUUGGAGCUGAUUGCAAGUACAAGUUUGGCCGUUGGGGGGAGUGUGAGGCAGGCACUCGAAGCAGGACUGGUGUCCUGAGGAAAGCGCUGUUCAAAGCUGACUGCCAGGAGACCAUUAAGGUGACCAAACCUUGCAAUCCAAAAAUACCCAAACCUAAGGGUGGUGAGAAGAAGGCAAAGAAAGGGAAGGAAAAUUAAGUAAUCCAGUGUGACAACCUUUUCCCAGCCUUUAACUGGAAUGGCGCUUAAUCUGCAAUGAGGGGGAAAAAAAUUGUCACUCUAUCUAUAUUUGAUUCUGUCUUAUGUUGGUACAAUUGUGAUUGUUUCCGUUGUCAUAUUUUUAAAUACAUUCUGUAGGAAGCUGAUAACUGUAAUUUACUUUACAUUUAUAAAUAGAGAAACACAGAAAACCGUGAUUUACUAAAGAUGCAUGUCAGUAUGGACAUUUAUUAUUAUUAUUAUUUUUGGCCCUUGAAAAUUUGAUUAGUAGAGAUAUGAUUUAACACAGUGAUCAACUGGAUCCAUAUUUGUACAUGUCAAAUAAAAUAAAAGCCUUCAAUUUUUAGUACACUUGCAAUAGUAGACGAGUUGCGUAUCUAUGCUUAUCAAUGUUUCUAGAUUUGUAAUCAAUGUACAAUCAACAUCACUAACGGAUUCCACUUCAGGUCUAUGAAUAAAUAAGAAAAGUUGGGUUUUUUUUUUCAAUGUCAUUCUCUUUUGCAUUUUUUCCCCACACAAAUACAUACAGGCUGCAGAAUUAACCGUCACGUUCUUUGUACACAUUUUUCAAAUGAAUAGUCAGUAUUGCAUGUACUUUUUGCAAACUGCCUCCUUUUUCCUAACCUCAUGACUUUACUCACCUGACUUCUGGAAACUCUGUGCGGAACUACAGAUGAAGAGGAAAAUUGAUAGUUGCAGUACAAUUCGCUCUGGCACUACUGUUUGUGAAAUCAGUAGUUGGUCUUUGGUUCUCAAGUGAGAAUGUAGAACAUGAUCUCUGUGCGGUGUCUUUCAAUCAAACUAGAGAGAUGAGGAAGGGUUUGCAGGUUGUGGAUUCAGUGUGUGCUGCCGGGUGGUUUGUCUUCAUACAAGUAAACAGCCACCUCAAACUGUAAACACAAUCAAUUUUUGUCAUCUUAUCCGUAUGUAAGCAACACAAGAAUGAUUUAAAUCCUCUAUGAAAAUAAGCAAAAAUGAAUAGUAACAUUCAA
This is a messenger RNA of Neoarius graeffei (lesser salmon catfish), 1551 nucleotides long. It is a transcript of the gene mdkb, whose product is annotated as midkine b. Gene Ontology annotation, molecular function: growth factor activity. Lineage: Eukaryota; Metazoa; Chordata; Actinopteri; Siluriformes; Ariidae. The record is from RefSeq and is a predicted model, not a curated record. Bases 104 to 538 code for a protein of 144 amino acids. The transcript is spliced from 4 exons.